This is a messenger RNA of Trichoderma aggressivum f. europaeum, 1827 nucleotides long. RefSeq lists its product as uncharacterized. The record is from RefSeq and is a predicted model, not a curated record. Bases 1 to 1827 code for a protein of 608 amino acids. The transcript is spliced from 2 exons. Lineage: Eukaryota; Fungi; Ascomycota; Sordariomycetes; Hypocreales; Hypocreaceae.
AUGGAUCCAUUAUCUGUGUCGUAUGCAAUCCUGCCCAUGGUCGGGAAUUCCGUCAAUGUCUACAAAUCUGUUCGCGCCAAGUUCAAAAUCUUUUGUCACUAUUCCGCCGAAGUCGAGAGAAUACGGAAGUUAUUUGGAGCACAGCGAGACUAUUUCCUCAAUGAAAUAGAGCUGGUGCUGCGGCUGGUCUUACAGGACCAAGACAUUGUCAAAUCCAUGAUGAAGGAUCCGGCGCACACUGAAUGGCAUGCUCAUAGCCUGGAGAAGAAGCUAGAAGCCCUUCUGGAGAGAAACCUGACGUCGCUGAUAGACAUUGUCAACGAUAUCAACGACAGUAUAUCGACGCUUCAGAAAGCAUUCAAAUGCUUUACACCAUUAGAAGAAGAGCAAAAACGGGAUGAGCAACUAAAGCGAAAGCCACUGAAAGACUGCGUUCGAAAAUUGAGAAAACGAGUCACUAUCACCUUCGAAAAGAAAAAUUUUGAAGAUCAAAUUGACCUGCUGGAAAAAUCGAAUAGCGCAUUAAGACGGCUGCGUGAACAAGUCAGUGAACUCCAAAAGCCCCCGACAUAUACAACCGGGAACGCAUGUAAGAGAGCAGGACGGCUGCCGCUGGAAUUCAAGGGAUAUAGAGAUAUACGAAGGGCUUCCAAGGCGCUACAUGAAGCGUUGACGGCGGCUUGGUCUAGCACACAAGCACCUCACCUGAGACAUUUCGUCAAGCUCUUCCUGGACGCCAAAGCAGAGACUGAUGUACAGAUGGAGAUUGCCAUCCUCUGCUAUGGGGCCCAACUCCAUCAGAAGGCUCUUUUCCAAACAAGCUUGACCAGACUAGAGGUCAGAUCGAGGACAAUGGACUCCAUCAUGUGGUCCAGCACGAGUUUGUUGAGUCCAGCUCCAGAGGCGGACAACUCACAGAACGACCGGCGAAAACGACCAAGGGUCCGAUUCUCCGACAUUGGGGAUAAGCCUGGUCUCAGUAUUAUCGAUGCCGAAUCAGUAUCCCAAUAUUCGAUAACCAAUACUUCGCAAUCCACCCUACUUUCUCCAGAUGAUCUUCAGCUCACGGGGCAUUUCUGUCCUGAACUAUUAAGACGAUGCUCGACCCCGGAUAUGGUAUGCAAAGCGGAGGGUCUGGGGCAUAUCGACAGCUGCAUGCAGGAAGGAUUUCGUCACUGCUUCUUCCCCUGUUCGAAUAACCACAGUUGUGGCAAAAUGCGGUUGGACGACGUGAUACUCAUGGAUGAAGCACUUGGCCAAACUGCCAGCAAUAGACUAACCAUUGUUGGUCAGCUGCGGUUAGCUCAUCGACUCGUUUCCGCGGUGCUCAAGUUCAAUUCGACUCCAUGGCUGAACGAAGUGUGGAGUUUUAGAGACCUUGCCUUCUUCCGACAAGGGGAUGACUUGACUUUGUCGCUCCAAACGCUACACUUUGGCGUAGAGUUGAUCCAUGGCGGACCCGAGCCAGGAGAAUCCUUAAUGGACAUCGAGUCUCCAGUGAGUUUGAGUCAAUCGAUUGAGGAUGUGCAAUACAAGCAUGGAGUGCGCAACGUAACGCUGUAUAGUCUGGGGGCAGCUCUGCUGGCAAUUGGGAGAUGGGAGCGCAUCGACCACAACGACAUCGAGGGAGUCCGUCGACUAGCAUCGCAAUCAUGCUAUUUGGGGCCUGUAUAUCAGGAAUUGACUCAAAAGGUUCUCGAUUGCGAUUUUGGGUAUGGAAAGGAUUUGAAGAAGCCGAGACUUCAGGAGGCUAUUUAUGAAAUGGUUGUAUUAGAGCUGGAGUCGAUGAUUGCAAGCCUCGAUAUAUCAGGGGAAGAAGAUGAGUAG